GUGACCCUCGUGACCGAAGACCGGAGCUCAUGGCGCUGUUUUUUGGUUGCAUUGGUGCAUGUGCAGUUUCGGUAGUUUCGAUGAAAGCGACUGCUACAUGAUCACUACACAGGCACAAAUGACGUCUGCCCCGUGCAUCCGGUGUUUUCAGCAGAGGCCACAACUGCAGAUACAGACGGAACGCGAUGCUGUCAUGGUUGUUCGAAGAUAAUCCUGUAACAUUUCGUGACAUUGAUCACAGCGUAAUCGGCAAGCCAGUACUAUACAUAUUGAAGGAAUGUGCUUCUUUCGUUGGUCGCCGAGACCACAGGAAAGAUAUGUCAGCAUUGAAAGAACACCUCGACAACGCUCGAGUAAUAUGUGAUGUUGCCUGGGAGCAUAUCAACACCGGACACUGGAAGUGUGUAAACAUAUGCUGGAGACGUCUGUACAGUUACGGAGCACUUUUUAAAUCGUACAUAGAGGUGCUAAUAGGGGAACACCUGACGGACGCUUUAAAAACUUGUGAUUUGGGCUUGAUAAUGGGUGCACCCAUUAUGGGAAACGUCUUGACAGAGGUGGCCAAGGAGAUUCACUCUCACUUGAAUUUGGAUAUUCAAUUGAUGAAAUUAAAAAGAAUGGUGACAAAACACGCACAUAUUGCUGCUGAAGCGACUUCGUUUCCAAUAGCAAGAGUGGAGUGUCCAUCGGUGGAAAAAUUCAUGAGUGAACACUUAAAUAGAGAAACACCUGCAGUUAUCACGAAAGCAAUUGAUUAUUGGCCUGCGAUGACUACCAGGCAAUGGAGUGUCGAAUACAUCUUGAGAUGUGCUGGUGGUCGCACAGUUCCAAUAGAAGUUGGGGCCAAAUACACCGACGAGACAUGGUCCCAGACAUUGAUGACCAUUGCAGAUUUUGUUGAGCAAUAUAUGCUGGGUGACAAGGUAUCUGAUGAAAUUGGCUAUCUGGCACAACACCAGUUGUUUGAUCAGAUUCCCGAGCUGAAGGAAGAUAUAUCUACCCCCAUUUACUGUUGCCUUUCCGAAAAAGAUGAGGAACCAGAUACAAAUGUGUGGUUUGGACCAAAAGGGACAACAUCCCCUCUUCAUCAUGAUCCUAAGCACAACCUUCUCACUCAGAUGUUUGGAGAAAAAUAUGUUCGUCUCUACAGCAAGGAACAGACAGAGUUCCUCUAUCCUCAUGAAGGUCAUUUGCUAGAAAAUACUUCACAGGUUGACAUUGAAAAUCCAGACUUGGACAAAUUUCCACACUUCAGCCAAGCUAAGUACACGGAGUGCGUAUUGGGCCCUGGAGAAAUGUUGUAUAUUCCUCCUAAAUGUUGGCAUUUUGUAAGAUCUUUGUCCCCAAGUAUGUCCCUUAGCUUUUGGUGGGAGUGACGACAUAUGUGGUGCUUCUGUGUAUAUGUUGAAUAUGCUUUAUCUCCUGUGGUCCAGUGUUGCAUGAGGACCCGAAUGAAGGCCUCUAGAGAGGCACCUCUGACGCUUCCACUCUCCUUUUCUGUCUCUUUCAUAAAUAAAACACGAGUAAGGAGUGUUAUUUGUUGUAAUAAGUUUUCAUUAAAAACCCAUCUCACCUA
Messenger RNA from Ornithodoros turicata, 1576 nucleotides. Its product is annotated as lysine-specific demethylase 8-like. Bases 186 to 1376 code for a protein of 396 amino acids. NCBI's taxonomy places the organism in Eukaryota, Metazoa, Arthropoda, Arachnida, Ixodida, Argasidae. The record is from RefSeq and is a predicted model, not a curated record. Gene Ontology annotation, molecular function: histone H3K36 demethylase activity. The transcript is spliced from 9 exons. Gene Ontology annotation, cellular component: nucleus.